Molecule: messenger RNA, 2416 nt
Organism: Prosopis cineraria
Lineage: Eukaryota; Viridiplantae; Streptophyta; Magnoliopsida; Fabales; Fabaceae
Product: DEK domain-containing chromatin-associated protein 4-like
Exons: 12
Coding region: 214-2133 (639 amino acids)
Biological process (GO): regulation of double-strand break repair; chromatin organization
Cellular component (GO): nucleus
Molecular function (GO): histone binding; DNA binding
Source: RefSeq, a predicted model, not a curated record
GUCAGAAAUAACCUCCACGACUGAGAAAGGGUGGCAUCAUAGAGAGAUUGGGAUCGUAAACGGGACAUGUUAGUGAGAGAAACUUACACUUCUUGUUCCGGAUAGGCUCCAAAGCAGGCUUCAAUUGUCCAAUUUAACAAGUUCAGCGGCUCAGCGCGGUGGAGUGUGCAGGAAGAAGUAUUUAUUGUAUAUUGUUGCUAUAAUAAGAUCAGUAUGAGUGAGGAGGGAACGGUCAAGGAAGCUUCCAAUGGUAAUAGCUUGCCAGAGAAAACAGUAGAUGACAUUAAUGAAAAGAAUGACUUGGAAGCUGACGGAAGAAAAGUUUUGAAAAAUAAUGGAAUUAAAGAUUUGAAAAAGGAUGGUGUGAAGGAAGUAGAAGAGGAUAAAAAAGAUGGCAAUGCAAAAGAACUAGAAGAGAGUGAGAAAGAUGUUGAUUUAAAAGAAGCGGAAGAUAAGAGGGAUGAAAAUGGAUCUGUGGUUGAAAAAUUGGAUGAAGAGGCAGAGGUUAAGGAAACUAAGGAAAGUGGAGCAGUGAAAGAAAAAGAAGCAGCUGAGAACUCCAAAAUUGAUGCAAUGGAAGAAGAGGCUUCCCCCAACAACAACGAGGAGGCUGACAAGGAGGAACCUGAAGAAGUAGAAGAGGAGAACGAUGAGGAGGAGAAAGAGAGCAAGGAUAUAAUUGAUAAGCCAAGAGAAAAUGAGGAAAAAGAUAGCAAAGUUAAGAAAGGAUCAAAAAAGCAUGCAAGGGAGAAGAGUGAUGGGGAGAAAGUGAAAGAGAAAAGAAAGAAACUGUCAGAGGUGGAGCCAAGGACUCCUACUAUUGAUCGCCCGGUACGUGAAAGAAAAUCAGUGGAGAGGUUGGUAACAUCAUAUGAAAAAGAUGCAUCAAAAGAAUUUCACAUUGAGAAGGGCCAUGGUACACCUUUGAAAGAUAUACCCAACGUGGCAUUUAAAUUAUCUAGAAGGAAGCCUGAUGAAACCUUCAGAUUGCUCCAUACCAUUCUUUUUGGAAGGAGAGGGAAGGCACCGCAGAUUAAGAGUAAUAUAUUAAGGUUUUCAGGUUUUGUGUGGCGUGAAAAUGAGGAAAAGCAACAAAUGAAAGUAAAAGAAAAACUCGACAAGUGUAACAAAGAAAAGUUAUUGGAAUUCUGUGAUGUGCUUGACAUACAAGUUAACAAGGCAACAACCAGAAAGGAAGAUAUCAUUACGAAGCUAAUAGAAUUUCUGGUGGCUCCUCAUGCUACAACAACUGUCCUACUUGCAGGAAAGGAGAAGUCGAAUAGGAGCAAAAAGCGCACACGGGUUGAGAAAAGAGGCUCAUCAGCAUCUUGGAUCACAACUUCAAAACGUUCUGCCAAGAGUCGGAAGAAAAAAGAGGAUUCUUCAGCUGUGGAGGAGAGGAAGAGUACUUCUGAUACAGAAGAUGAGUCAGAGGAAGAAGAGAAGGAAGAGAAGGAAGACGAAGAGAAUGAGCAGAAUGAAAAUGGUGUUCCUGAUAAAUCUGAGGAGGAGAGGCCAGAGGGUUCUGGAAGUGAGGAGAAAAAUGAUUCUGGAAAUGAAUCUGAAGAUGAAGAAAAACAGAAGAAGGCUACAAAAGCAUCGUCCAUAAAAAAAGAAUCCUCUGCAAAAAUUAAAGCCAAGAAAGUUACUUUUACGAAUAAAUCUCACUUAACAACAAGGAGAACACCUAAGAAAUCAGCAUCUACCCCGUCAAAGGUUACUGAUGACAGUGAUGGAAGUCCAAAGGUCUUUUCAAGGAAGAAGAAAAAUGAAAAGGGGGAAAAGCAGAAGUCUUCAGUCCUCACUAAGUCAUCUUCCAAAGAGAAAACUGCAGAAAAGGCAGUUAAGGGAAAGGGCAAGAACAAAGAGAAGGUGAUCCCCAGUGAUGAACAGUUGCGAGAUGCAACAUGUGAAAUCCUUAAAGAAGUUGACUUCAAUACAGCAACAUUUACCGACAUUCUGAAGCAGCUGGCAAAGCGGUUUAAUGUGGAUCUCACCCCAAAAAAGGCAGAUAUAAAGCUCAUGAUUCAGGAAGAGCUCACAAAACUGGCUGAUGCGGCAGACGACGACGACGGAGAGGAAGAUGCUGAGAAAGAUGAAACCCAGCCUACUGCACCGGAGGUUAAAGCAUGACUGAGAAUCACAAGUGACUGUUUGGAGAUAGGCGUAAUAGCAAUGUAACUUUAAUCUCGCUUGGGUUUCACGUGGUAGUUAGUCUUUUGCACAGUAAAAGGGACUGUAAUUUAUCUUUAGCGUCCAAUCUAUGUCAAAAUUUAGUGGAGGCUUUUGGUGGGCUGUCAGGAUGCAGCUUCUUGUGUACAUCAACAGAUUGUACCUAUCGUUAAUGUAACUGCUGACCAGCACAGGUUUCAACAAUCUUGUCCAGUUUAAUAAAAGUAUUUCGACUUGAAAGUAA